Molecule: messenger RNA, 818 nt
Organism: Mycetomoellerius zeteki
Lineage: Eukaryota; Metazoa; Arthropoda; Insecta; Hymenoptera; Formicidae
Product: glycine-rich cell wall structural protein 2-like
Exons: 3
Coding region: 64-636 (190 amino acids)
Source: RefSeq, a predicted model, not a curated record
GUCUCGUAAGGUCCGCAUCAGUUUCAGUAGUGAUCUCUGCAUCGCCACACCAUUAUCGCCACCAUGAACGCUAUACUUGUAUUAGCCAUUCUCAGCCUGGCAAUGCCUAUUUAUGGCGAAGAAACACAGGUAGAAAAAAAACAAGAGAAGAGGGGUGCCUUAGGGUUGGGUUACGGAGGAUACGGAGGAUACGGAUUAGGAAACUCUCUGAUUGCAGGAUCGACUUAUGGAGGUCACGCCCUUUCGAUUUCAGGUCACGGACAAAGUUAUCUCGGUGGUAUUGCCCCGGGAAUUGCCUCCUCGGGUCACGGCAUUUCCGCACCUGCCUACAGCUACAGCGUGCCCAUAGCGUCUCAUGGAUACAGCGCUCCGCUGGCUUAUCGUAUUGGUUAUUCUGGUGGUCCAGGAUACGGUGGUGCGAACCUAGGAGGACUAGGACACGGUGCCGCAGGAGCCUCAUAUGGCACCGGAUUGGGAUACGGUGCGAGGGGUCUUGGACACGGUGCGGGACUAGGAUAUGGUGCCGGACUCGGAUACAGCGCGGGAUUGGGACACGGUCUUGGUGCCGGUCUAGGUGUCGGUUAUGGUGCCGGUUACGGUGCCGGUUACGGUGCCGGUUACGGUCACGGAUGGUGAAGACGCGACGGCUGAUGAAUUAUCUGACACACGUGGUGUCGCGAAACGUCCAUAAUCCUUCAAUUUCUCUUGUCAACUUUGUCCUGAUUGGCCUUACCACCCUCAAGCUUUAUAUCGUGCGACUUCCAAAUAAAUUUUAUAUUUUUUAAUAAUUCGCAGUACCUUUUUUAUAUAUCCAUUAC